AUGGCUAGAUUUAUUGGAUUGGAAAAAAUACAUGAAAAAGGUGAACAACCAACCAACGAAAUUAUAGUAACUCACCCUAAUAUGGGUAGAUUAAACGACAUCAGUUCCUAUAAUCCAUGGACGACUUUUAACACAAAAACAAAACCCACGACCAAACCAGCCGCUAGCAAACGAAUAGCGGCCGUACACAAAGAUCAUGGCUCGUCACCUUCAUCUCCCGACAAGAAGCAGUCCCAGUCUCUAGCAAAUCACCAAACUAGAAGUAGAACAAAAUCUCCAUCAACAAAUAUAGCCUCGUCUAUAAUUAACGAACACAUCAUCGACGACGCAGACCAUGACAACCAAAGUCUAAACGACAGAAAAAACAGUAAAUAA
Molecule: messenger RNA, 375 nt
Organism: Paraglomus brasilianum
Lineage: Eukaryota; Fungi; Glomeromycota; Glomeromycetes; Paraglomerales; Paraglomeraceae
Source: the annotation of a GenBank genome assembly